This is a messenger RNA of Penaeus indicus, 4631 nucleotides long. RefSeq lists its product as uncharacterized. Gene Ontology annotation, biological process: spindle assembly; microtubule nucleation; cytoplasmic microtubule organization. Gene Ontology annotation, cellular component: centrosome; equatorial microtubule organizing center; gamma-tubulin complex. Lineage: Eukaryota; Metazoa; Arthropoda; Malacostraca; Decapoda; Penaeidae. The coding region runs from base 327 to 4631 and encodes 1434 amino acids. Gene Ontology annotation, molecular function: microtubule minus-end binding; gamma-tubulin binding. The transcript has 19 exons. The record is from RefSeq and is a predicted model, not a curated record.
GUUCUAUUUUAUUAUUCAUAUAUCUUAAAGCUACUUGAAAAUAAUUUCAAUGGUUGUUCCUUAUGCCUUGCUUCCCGGAAUAUAGAAAUGUGAAGCGGUCAAUGAACAGCUGGCGCCUCCCUCGGCCACGCACCCGGACGGCACGCAUGGCGGCGCGUUCGAAAGGGUUGGCGCGAAACGGAGACGAAGUCGAUUCCCGGACGAACUUCUCUUCGCGAAAUCGCCCUGCAAGAAUGCGCCCCUGAGCCCGGACCUCGCCGCCUCGACCCCCGCAGCCACCAGCAGGCGAAGUAGGCCUACCUCCUUCCCUCUUUCCGUUUGGGUCCAUGAUCCUGCCGACGAGCGAGGGCGGGGGCGUUGGGCGCGUCGUCCCCCACCCGGCCUCGUCCUCCAAGGGCAAGGGCUCCCGCAGCUCGAGCGCCUUCCACGACGUGUCUCCCGAGGACAUCCUGAAGAACCUGGAGAAGGCGGGCGGCCCUAAAGACGCGAGGAAGGCGCGAUCGGGAGGCGGCGCCGGCGAAAGGCAGCCAGGGAACCAGCCGGCCACGGAGAGCCCUCUGGCGCUGGUCAAGGAGCUCGUGGACUCCUUCGGGCGGCCGCCGGAGGAGGACUUCUACAUCCGGGACAAGGCGCUGAUGGUGGCGCAGCAGGGCCGGCUCAAGAGGAUGGUUUAUUCGACGCUCUUAGCCCACAGGAAAGAUUAUGACCUGGAUUCGGAGAGCGGGGCCAACGACAACAAAGCCAAAAGGUCAAUCACAAAGGUCACGGAGGUCGAACAGCUGAUCUGGCUGACCUACGUGCUCCGGCAACAGCGGAGGUUCGACGAUGCAAACUCGCUCGAUGCUUGUUUGCAAACACUCAAGGAAGAGGCUCAGUCACCAAGGAGUCAAUUUAAGCGCCCCACUUUCUUGCCGACGGGCCCCCUGCACUAUGGAGAUACCUUCUUACACUCGGCAGAGCAUGGCCGUUUCUACAUGCACUUCCCAGCCGAGUUGUUUAGUCCCGCCUCCAUUGAGUUGAUGAAGGAGAGAACCCCUGUGUCUCCCAUGAGCGUUGAUUCCAUGCUGGGGCUUUGCAAUGCUCUCCCGGGCACUGGUGUGAGCCCUCUCCUGCUGCAGGAGAAUCAGUUUGAAGCUUUUGGCAAAGCUAUGGGUGCAAUGCUGCAAGAAAGGAGUGGUGAACUUACUCCAGAUGCUGUCCUCACCUUGCCAGAAUUACCAAGCAACCCCCAUGGGUACUGCUAUUUUGGUCAUGUGCCCAAAUCACUGCCCUCACCGUCUAGUAGUGCAGUUGGCAGUGAUGAGGGGUAUGCCUCGUCAAGAGCAAGUUCUCGUCACUGCCCAGAAGAGGAGAAGGGUGACAUCUGGGAGGCAGUGCUGGAAGGUCCUCCUCUGACCUCCCGGCGAACCUGGGAGAACCUCGGGCACCCAGCAACUACCAAAGAGAAAUUAUAUUUGACCGAAACAGGGACUGAGACCUCUCACAGGGUUUGGGUAGUGUACCAGCAGCUAUGGGGGAGCUUUGGAGCUGCUCACUAUGUGCCAAGUCUACAAGUCUGCUCUGAAGAGAAGCUGUGUCAAGAUUUGCUGCAUCUUAUGGUUGGCUUGCCGUCUCUGAAUUUCCCAUGGCAUCAGGAAACCAAGAGCUUCAGCAUCAGGGAGGGAUUGUGCUGUCCAGGCAUCACGCCAGAACCUCUCAGACUGUCACUUGUACAGUUUGUCGAAUGUGGCAGCUUUGUGCGGAGGCUUGAAACUGUGUGCACCCCUCCAGCCAUGUACACACGCCAAGUCCACAUCCAAGGUUUAGUGUUUCGUGCUUUCACUACUGCCGUUUCAAACUUCCUCCAGAUGUAUAGGGGCAUGGUUUUGUCACUUGUUGGUGGGAAGCACCUCUUGCAGCUUCAACAGAAGGCUCAAAAUCUAGUCAAGAAAGUCAAGUUUGUCGCUGAGUUGUGCCACAUCUCCCCCGUAUCAGAAACAAUUAAAACUUCAGGCAUGCGAGCUAGAACCAGUGGAAAGGUUGCUGGGCCUGAAAGUUCAGCAAACACCUCUCUCAAGAGCCACAACUCAAGCACAGUAUCACAGGUUCAGAUUUCCACAGGGAAGCUACCAAGGGGUCUGUCUCUCAUUGGGGAGCUGCAUAGUCGCUUGAUGGUGACAAAGGACCGUGAGUGUUCUCUCCUCCUGGUGUCCAUCUUGAAAGCGACAUGCGUACCCUUCUUCAGGUAUUUAGAAGAGUGGGUGUACGAGGGCUUGUGCUCCGAUCCAGGACUAGAAUUCAUGAUAGAUGUCGAUGGAAGGUCACUCCUCAAGCGGGACAGGAGUUACUGGACGCACGGCUACACCCUGCGUGAUCUGUCGGACGUGCCACCGUUCCUUCGCGAGGUCCUCCAAGAGGCUUAUACAUGUGGAAAGGCUCUUAACUUGUUGAAGCUUUGCUCACCUAAACAUCAUCUAGUCGCAGCUGGUGGAGUCAAGCAUCCAAGCUUUCAGUUAUGCAUCUCUAGCAAAGAAAUGGAAACAAUGAGGAGCCAGUGCGAGAACUAUGCCGCACACAUGGAAUAUUUAGCCGCCAGGAAUCAGGUCACAGCUCGGCAAAGAGAAGAACAACUGAGAGAGGAAAAGAAGCGACUUUUGGCCAUAUCUGCGAGGGAGCACGCAGCCGUUAUCAAGGAGAUUGAGAAGAGAAUGAAUGAUGUCCGCCAACUAGAGAUAGAGAGGAAAAGAGCCAGGUUUAAGGAACUCAAAGAAGAAGCACAAAAAGCUGAAGAAAGGAAGAUGGAAGAGAAGGCAAAGGAAUUGGAGUUGGAGAAGAAGAUUGCUUUGGAAGCCGAGGAAGUAGAGAAGGAGAAGAAACAGCGAGAGGAAAAGCUGAAAGCUGAAAUUGAAAUGUAUUAUCAAAAGCUGAUGCAGGCAGCAGAGCGUAGAGAGGUCCUUUCACAAUGGAAACUGCAACGCUGUCUCCUGAGCGAGUCCCGGAAGAAGUUCAUUGUCAACUUCAAAUGGUCUCCACAGCCAGAGAAUGAAGCAAAGAGAGCCAGCCAUGAUGAUGAAGAGGAAACUGAUACCUCAGAUGUUACAACUGAGAGACUGUUACCUUUGGUAAAAAAGCUUGACACCCCUUCAGAUACAAAAUCCAUUGAUCACCUGAGUCCAGACCCUCUGAGGAGUGACUGCAUUGAGCCAAGUCCAACAGAGGAAUCAGUGUCAGCAUAUGACAUGACCACUUCCCUCAUGAGCACUUCAUCUGACAUUGUGGACACUCCCCAUGAUGAAAAUCUGCCAGAACUGGAGGUUGACUCAACAAAGAACAUUAACUAUGAUAGAAAUGUGGCGGAUAGCAGGAUGUCCCGCGCAUACAUGAAGAGCUCCAUUGGAUCUAUUAUUCACAGCAAAGAACAGACUCAGCUGCCUGCAAGAGAUAGACUCCCUGUGCACCCAGACUUCUCUAAUGUUUGCAACCAAAUGGAAGCAUCUGCCAUCAAGAAGAAAGUCUUGGAGGAAGAGUUUGGCAUCGUUAGUACAGAGUUGGUCGGAGCUCAGGGUUUGUUGCAUUCUAGUGGCAAUGAAACGGUUACCAGAGAGUUGGUUAGUGAAUUGCAAGUGGACAAUGGAAAUCUCACAGCCGCAGAGAUUCGCCAGAGGGUCCUGAAUGAAGAGUAUGGCAUCAGAGUGCGAGACACGCAGAGGCCAGGGGAUGGCAAUGCUAAUUUUGUCCUAACGCAAACAACUGGUGACAAAUUAAAGGAUGGUGACGAAAAUGGCAAUACAGGUUCAGAUGAUGUAAAUGCAAAUGUGGAUCAAGGAUAUACUUCAGAAAUAGUCACAGUUCAGGGAGAUGCAAAUGCCAAUAGUCAAGAGGCAUCUGCAGUGGCUUCUACUGCCACUGUUGACUCUGGUCAAGGAUGUAUACCUCAGGAGAAAACCAUUAUGGGAAGUGAAGAUGAAAGCAAUGGUAAUGUUCCUAAUCUUAAUGAAGCAUUCACUAGAUAUCGUGAAACGUGUGCAGAGGCAGCAGCCAUCAAACGUAAGGUUCUCAGUGAGGAAUUUCAGUCUAGCACCACAAACAGGAACACAAUGAAUCUUUUGAAAUCCAAAGCUGUAACAUCAUCUGCAGCAAUGGAAAACAAAAAGCGUGUCCUGGAUUCAGAAUAUGGCAUUGGCAGAGAAAGCAUGAGCAGAAACUCGAGAGCAGCAAUAGCCUACGAGCGACAGGUUUCGGGAACCAGCACAGCUAGUUACAAAUCCUGCCUGUCCUAUGAUAGACAGACCUCUGGCUCAACUGCCUUCACUACACCUGAUGAAGAAAGGCCAGUCCUAAUAGACCAGGCACCAGCCGUGUCGCCAACCUCCCCCCACACUGACACCACCAUGGAGGAUGACCUCUUGUCCGCAAGGAGGCUCUCGGUCGUGCCAAAGGUCCAGCCGUACAGCGUGGAGUAUCUGAAGCUUAUGGAGUUCUUGGUAUAUGCACCAGCCGUGUCGCCAACCUCCCCCCACACUGACACCACCAUGGAGGAUGACCUCUUGUCCGCAAGGAGGCUCUCGGUCGUGCCAAAGGUCCAGCCGUACAGCGUGGAGUAUCUGAAGCUUAUGGGCACCAGCCGUGUCGCCAACCUCCCCCCACACUGA